Molecule: messenger RNA, 10261 nt
Organism: Dunckerocampus dactyliophorus (ringed pipefish)
Lineage: Eukaryota; Metazoa; Chordata; Actinopteri; Syngnathiformes; Syngnathidae
Gene: stab1
Product: stabilin 1
Exons: 71
Coding region: 350-7984 (2544 amino acids)
Biological process (GO): cell adhesion
Molecular function (GO): hyaluronic acid binding
Source: RefSeq, a predicted model, not a curated record
GUUAUUGUUUCGAAGCUUUUCAACAUUUCAGCUUUAAAGCUUUACGCAGUGCUAAUGAUGCCCUGCGAUAUGUUUGUGUAAUAUUAUUCACAACAAUAAUGAUUCAAUAUUCUGCCAGUGUCAAUCCAAAGUGAGCAUUGUUGUCUACUUUGUAAUGUCUUAUUGCCAGAAAAGGCCUAAGAGCCGUGGGGGUCAGUGGUGGGCCUGGUGCAGGGCAACAGCCGGAGGAAGAGGAGGAGAAGAUCUCUGCUGGGAGCUAAUGAAUCAGCUUGUCUUCUGACUGAUUUGUGCUGAGGUGGACUGCUGGGCUUUGGUGUUUUCAUUUGUCCUCUGGAUGUGACAGUGAACCAUGCUGCCACUACUACUGCUGCUUGUCUGCCUGCAGACUUCACUACAACAGACUCCUCCUGGUCGCUGUGACAUCUCACACACAGUCAACAUGUACACUUCCUGCACGUCCUGCGCCCUAGCCACCAGCAGCUGCCCGCAUGGCUUCAGUAAGGUUGGCACCACCAACUGCAGCUAUGUGGUGCAGAUCGGCGGCAGGGAGAUGGUGCUUGCAGGAUGUCAGCAACUUUGUGUGAAGAGUUCCAUACUACCUCAGUGCUGUCCACAGCACUGGGGACCGCUUUGUCUCCCUUGUCCUAGCUGGUCAGGGAAGACCUGUAACUUCCACGGAACCUGCAUGGAUGGUGACCUCGGCAAUGGGACCUGUGUCUGUGAUGACGGAUUCAGUGGCUUUGCCUGCCAGGAUUGCAGCAAACAGAACACUUUUGGCAAAAAGUGUGAUCAAGUGUGUGACUGUGUGCAUGGAUUGUGCGACCAAGGUCCAGAUGGCAGUGGACGGUGCUUGUGUCAGCCGCCAUACACGGGGAAGCGUUGCGACCAAGUGAGUAGCAGGUGCAGUUCUUGCAGUCCUUACUCAUACUGUAAAGGAGAGGGAGACGCUGCCACAUGCGAAUGCUUGCCGGGGUACAGGAAGACACAGCAGAACAAAUGCGCAAGUGUGUGUGUACCCAGCAGCUGUGAUGUCAACGCACAAUGCUCAUCCCAGGGAUCAAAGGUCAGCUGUGCCUGUAAGCCAGGCUUUGAGGGAGAGGGCAGAGUAUGCGUACCAAGAAACCCUUGUUCAGUUAACAAUGGAGGGUGUCCCUUCAACUCCACUGUCUGUGUAUUUAAAGGACCCAACAAGGCUCACUGCAAGUGCAUGUCCGGCAUGUCUCCAAUAGGGGGUGACGCUGGGUCAGGCUGCCAGCUGGUCUCGGCAUGCUCAGCAGACACCUGUCACUCUUCAGCAGUCUGUCAAACUGGACUGGAUGGAAAAGCCAGGUGUGUGUGCCAGCCGAGCGAGAUCAGUGAUGGCCGCCGUUGCUACGGUACCUUGAUGGAGCAGCUGUGGGAGCUGGACAGAAGUGGAAACCACAGAGGAAAGCUGACAGGAGCCAUCAACCUGUUUGAGAAAGGUUGCUUACAGCUGCUAAGUCACAAUGGACCAUUCACAGUUUUUGUCCCCCUGCUCAAAACUCCUCUGACUUCUGUCAGGGACGAGAUGUGUCACAACCACCUGAUUAUGGGUCAGCACAUCCUCAAGGAGAUGGAGGGCCGAGAGUUCAACAUGUACGGAGGCGCAAGGAUGAGGAGCAAAGACAGCAAGAGGUUCAUUCUGCUGGAUGAUCCCAAGAAGCUGUACACAGUCAUCCAGGCGGACUUGCCAGCAGCCAAUGGGAUCAUCCACAUCAUUGACCUGCCAAUCAUGAGCCUUCCUCCUGCCAGGCCAACUCAACGAGUCAUGUAUACAGACCUGACCAUUGGUGAGAUUGUGAGAAAGGAACCAUUGUUCAACCGCUUCCUGUCUCUCGUUGAUAACUGUGGGACGCUGCUCCCUCUGAGUGGACCAGGACCUUUGACGGUGUUCAUCCCCACCAAUGAGGCCGUGGACAAAGCCCGAGACGGGAGCAUUCUCUACAUGCUCAAUCACGCCAAACAUAAACUUCAAGAACUUCUCAAACACCACAUCUUCUCCAAGGCCAGUCUGACAUCUGAUGACCUGGCAGCUCUUCCUCGCAUUGAGACGAUGGCCAAUCAGAUGCUUACCAUCUCCACAUCUACUGAUGGUGACAUUGUGUUGGGUGACAAGGGCGUCCGCGUGCUCAGCCACGACAACAGGGCGUUCAACGGUCUCAUCCACCUGAUUGACGGCCUGCUGUACCCACCCUCCAUUCUCCCCAUUUUGCCUCACCGCUGUGACAUCACAGAGAGCAAGAUCACUGUGGGUCCAUGUGCUCACUGCAGUUACCUCUAUGAGACAUCCUGUCCAGAAGGCAGCACUGAAUUGAACAGUCACCUGAUAGGCUGUGAUUAUGUGACGUCUCCUCUGUGGCUGUUUCCGAGUAAAGGCUGUGCUAAGUACUGCAAUGUCACCAAGCAGACUCCAGAGUGCUGCAAAGGUUUCUUCGGGCCGGACUGUAAACCGUGCAUUGGCGGCUUCCAGCAUCCGUGUUACGACAGAGGAACGUGCUUCGAUGGUAUCCAUGGCAAUGGCACAUGCAGCUGUCAACCAGGCUUUGAAGGCGUCGCCUGCCACAUCUGCACCGACUCAUCCAAACAUGGAGACAACUGUGACGAAGAGUGUCACUGUUUGCACGGUGUGUGCGACAACCGUCCCGGUAGCGGCGGUGCAUGUCGGAGAGGAUCCUGUUUGGAGGGGUACUCGGGAGAGAGGUGCGAUAAAAAAGCCACACCUUGCAACUCUGAUGGACUUUUGGAACACUGUCACAUCCACGCCUACUGCACACACACAGGACUGCAAAGCACGUGUGUGUGUCGUGAUGGCUAUGAAGGGGACGGUCACUCGUGUACUGCCAUCAACCGCUGUCUGAAGAGCAACAGAGGAGGUUGCGACGCCAAUGCCGAGUGUAUAUACGUGGGUCCCAGCAACGUGUCUUGUGUGUGUGUGGAGGGUUGGACAGGUGAUGGCAGAGUGUGUGUGGAGAUCAACAACUGCCAGCUAGAGAGUCGAGGAGGGUGCAGCCCCAACGCUGACUGCAAUCAUAUUGGACCUGGCCAGAGCGAGUGUGUCUGUAAAAAAGGCUACAUGGGGAAUGGCAUUGUGUGUGACCUCGUUAACCCCUGCUACAACAACAACGGAGGCUGCCACGCCAUUGCAAAGUGUGAGCAGAAAGAGGACGGAAACCACACAUGCACGUGUCCUGAUGGCUACGCUGGAGACGGAAUCAUCUGCUAUGGAACGUUAAUGGAGGAGCUGGACAUGAACCCAAAGCUUUCCAGCCUUUACUACAUGAUCCACAGGUACAGUCAUUCCUCUGAGGACCUGAGUGGCAACCUCACAGUGCUGGUGCCGACCCGAGAAGCUUUAAGGAACAUGAGCUCUGCUGAGAAUUGGUUCUGGACCAGGAGACACCGCCUACCUCAUUUCCUUCGGGCUCACAUCCUGCAAGGAAUCUACUCAAUAGAAGACAUGGGGGGAUUGGUGGGCCAAAAGCUUGCCUCCUUGAACUCACCCACACAAUGGGAGAUCAGGAAUAGUAGCAAGGGACUUCUUAUUGGAAACGCCUCCAUCAUCGCACACAACCUGCCUGCAAUCAAUGGCUAUAUCCAUAUCAUCGACCGGUUUCUGCUACCUUCCCAUUCUGACCUCCCACCCGAGCCACCUACCCUGAUGGCCUUCUUGAACUCCUCCCCCGGCUUCAGUCUAUUCCGACAGUACGCUCUGAUGUACAACCUGUCAGAGAAUGUCAACAUGACAGAUUUCACCCUGCUGCUGCCCACAGAUGAGGCCAUCCGCCAGCACCUCCGUGAAACUAACUCCUCCCACCUGGACUCUGAUGUGUUCAAAUACCACCUGAUUCUCAAUGAGCUGCUCUUCCCAGACCGACUGUUUGAUGGCAUGCUAAAGAGCACUCUGCUGGGCAGCGACUACCAGGUCCAGUUCCACCUGAACAAUAACAACCAGACAGCAGUGAACGAUGUCCCGCUGGACGGCACUUUCACAGAGACGCAGUAUGGCAUCAUCAUGGUUCUCCCUCAGGUCCUCAAAGUCCGCCGCAACAGAUGCAGCCAAGAGAUCACGCUGCAAGUCAACGGACGGUGUACAGCAUGUAACGGUCCUCCUCGAUGUCUCUACAGAUACAAGCCAAUUAAAACCCAGUUUCCAGAGAACAUGAAACCCAACUGUCGAUACAAAACACGAAUUGGCUCCAGGAGAAAGUCGGUGCCAGGCUGUAUCGUCAAAUGUCUUCAGGUCACCAAGCAUCACUCCUGUUGCGCCGGUUACUACGGCCACGAGUGCUACAAAUGUCCUGGAGAAGUAGGAAGCUGGUGUUCCAAUCAUGGGGAGUGCCAGGAUGGUCUCCUUGGCAACGGGGAGUGCCGUUGCUACGAGGGCUUCCAUGGCACUGCGUGUGAGGACUGCGAGCCUGGACGUUACGGAGUCAACUGCUCUUCCAAGUGUGUGUGCGACCACGGGAGGUGUAACGACGGUUUGGCGGGAAGUGGCAAGUGCGAGUGUCACAAAGGCUGGAAGGGAGCCUCAUGCUCCGUAGAGAUCAAGGACGACGCCUGUGGAGGAGUGUGUGACGAGAACGCCAACUGCAUCACGGGGCCGCAGGGGACCGCCGCAGCCUGUGUGUGUGUCGCGGGAUACGAAGGCAAUGGCACCUUCUGCAAAGAGGUGGAUGUGUGCAGCAGGUCUAACGGGGGUUGCUCGCGGUUUGCCACCUGUUCUAAAGUCUCAACGGGGGAGCGCACCUGCACCUGCAAAGAUGGCUAUACGGGCGACGGGGUGGUCUGUCUGGAGGUCGAUGGCUGUCUGGUCAACAAUGGAGGCUGCCACAAGUCGGCGGAGUGCAUCAGGACAGGCCCCAACACUGUGGCCUGCAGGUGUCAGGUGGGCUUCCAAGGAUCCGGCAGGUUCUGUUAUCCAGUCAAUCCUUGCAAGACCAACAAUGGCGGGUGCAGCAAAUAUGCUCGCUGUGAGUACUUGGGUUUGGGUCAGAGGAACUGCUCCUGCCACAGAGGGCAUGUGGGAGAUGGCUUUGAUUGCCGGGGAAACACCAACUCAGAGGUGUACCGAAAUCCAGAAAAUGCUGUUUUCCGUCAAAUGCUCUCAAAAUCAGACACUCGAAGUCUUUAUGGCAGCGGGCCAUUCACCCUCUUUGUCCCUGUCGUCAACAACAACACAUAUUCCACCAUUGACGAAUGGCAGCAAUCCGGUCGUCUAAAUGAUGUGAUUCGUUACCACGUUGUUUCAUGUGAGACUCUGACUUUCAAUGACCUCCAAACCACGGAGCGCGCCAUCUCCACAUCGGGAUACGUUCUGCACUUCAGCCUGCAACGGGGCUCGGUGUUGAUAAACAACAGUUCCAGGAUCGUAACAAGUGACUACACUACAUCAAACGGAGUGAUCCACUACAUAGACACUCUGCUGACGCCAUACAGGCUGCAGGACAAAGGUCACCUGGAGCAGAUGAACUUGACUGCAGCAGCUCACUUUUAUGGCUACAGCGCCUUCUACAAGCUAAUGGAGAGUGCUGGAUUGCUCCCGAUUCUCCAGUUGUCCAUCCACCAGCCCUUCACCAUGUUCUGGCCCACAGACCAGGCCCUCAAAUCCCUGCCGCCUGAAAGGCAGCGCUGGCUCUCCAGUCCUGACAACCAAGAGCAGUUAGCUGCCACUGUCAAAGCCCACAUUAUACGCAACUCCAAGGUUCUGGAUGUCAGUCAGCCGGGUAUAAACACUUGGUUCCGCACCAUGCACGGAUCAAAAAUCAAGUACACCUGUGACAAGACUGUGGUGGGGGACAUAUUGAUCAAUGAAAAUGCCGCCAGAUUAGUGGAGCGCUACUUGACCUUCAAAGAAGGCGUGGCCUAUGGCAUCGACCAGUUACUGGAGCCGCCUGGCUUGGGAGCGUACUGCAACACUCUGGAGAACAGAACCACUUUCGGACGCUGUGGUCGCUGUCUCGUCCCUCCACCUUGCCCCAUCAGACACGAGUACACAGGACAGGUAGACAGUUGUGUGAGACCUCGCACCAGGUAUUCGCUGGGUUACUUGCGCUGGUCAGGUGACCUGGACACAAUGGGAAGAAUUGGCUGUAAGAGAAUAUGUAAGUUUCCCACUUGGGUCCAGAAGUGCUGCAAAAACCACUACGGCCCAGACUGUCAAGUUUGUCCAGGUGGCGUGGAGUCACCUUGUGGCAGCCAUGGGGCUUGCGAAGAUGGCCUGAGCGGUUCAGGAAGAUGUAACUGCCUCUCAGGUUUCAAAGGAACGGCGUGUGAAAUUUGUAUGGCAGGACGUUACGGCCCCAACUGCACAGCCUGUAACUGCGGGAAGCAGGGAUCAUGUGACGAGGGCAUGGAAGGAUCUGGCCAGUGUGUGUGUAAGCCAGGCUGGAAGGGCGACCGCUGUCAGAUUGACAUAGGCUCCAUCCCAGAGGAGUGUCGGCAGUGCCACCCUCAGGCCGACUGCUUGCCGGGUGUGGGAUGUCUUUGUAAAUCUGGUUUUCAGGGAAAUGGUACCUUCUGCAGUCCUGAACCACCUCCAGAUCUCUGCUCCGAGUAUAACGGCGGCUGUCACCAGGAAGCAGACUGCAACCAGACAGGCCUGCAGGUAAACUGCACCUGUCGCAGCGGUUACCAAGGCGAUGGGUUCUCCUGUGAGGCCAUUAACAGAUGUGUGGAGGAGACAAAUGGUGGCUGCAGUGACUUUGCGUCCUGCAAGUUCACAGGUCCGAACGAGCGUGAGUGUGAGUGCUUGCCGGGUUACGUGGGUAACGGAAUACAGUGUCUGGAGAAAGUGGUGCCACCUGUUGAUCGCUGCCUGGAAGACAAUGGAGGUUGUGAUGGCGUGGCCUCCUGCAAAGACUUGCAUUAUCAUGCCAACACAGCCGGAGUGUUCCAUCUGCGCUCUCCAGACGGGAAGUACAAGAUGAACUUCAGUCAGGCGGAUGCUGCUUGCCAGGCCGAAGGCGCCAUGCUGGCCAGCCUCAAACAGCUGGGUGAUGCACAGCAGCUGGGAAUGCAUCUGUGCGUGGCGGGCUGGAUGGAAGGGGGAAAGGUGGGAUACCCAACACGCUUCCCCACCGUGAAGUGUGGUGACAACCAUGUGGGUGUGGUCCUCUACAAAGAACCUGUCGACCAGCAAAGCCUGUAUGAUGCCUACUGCUACAGAGUCAGAGAUGUGACCUGCACGUGUCCUGCUGGCUAUGUGGGAGAUGGCAGCUUCUGUAAUGGUGUCCUGACUGACGUCCUGGCAGCGCAUAGCAACUUCUCUAUCUUCUACAAGUUCUUGUUGGACUACAGCGACUUGUCCGGAGAAGGCAAACGGCUUGUUGAGUUUUUAGCUCACAGGAAGUCGGAUGUAACGUUAUUUGUUCCACAUGACGCUGGCUUCAGCCCCAGCCAGGUGCUCUCAGGUCGAGAUGUGGAGUAUCACAUUUCGACCAAUAACAUCCGACGACCAUUUAAGGAUCUGAGACAUCAGGAAGUCAUCCCAUCCAGGCUCGGCUUCAACCUAUCUGUCACCCACGGCAACAAUGAGAGUCUUAAACUGGUCAACCAGCGUCUCUUGCUGGUGUGGGACAUUCCCGCCGUCAACGGCAUCAUCCAUGUCAUUGAGUCGCCACUCACAGCACCACCCCCUCUGGUUUCCCACCAUGCUUCUCGUGGCCACGUCCACUCGAGCGGCACCGUGUCGGCCAUCUUGGUGUCGUUGCUGCUGGCUGGUGUGAUGGCAGCGCUCGGCUAUUACGUCUUCAAGCAUAAGACAGACGCCUUCCGCUUCCAAUACUUCAAAAAUGAUGACGAGGACAAUCCAGCUGGUGGUUCAACCAAACCCGCCCUUGUCUCCAUCCCAAAUCCGUUGUACAGCGGCUCUAGAGCCUUUGCCGAACCCUUUGGGGACGCCAGUCAGGGGGCCGAGCCAGCAGAACCAGAGGAACCGCCAAAGAUUCUGGACCUGGAUCAAUAAAAGCAGCUGUUUGCGUGGUGACUUUAAUUGUCUGUUCCUACAAGCUUCAAAUCAAAGCAGGACAAAGUGAUUGUCAAUAAAGUUGCACUCAUCUUUUUUUUUUUAAACCAUCCACGCAUCAUAUGACUGCUAUUUGUCAACUUCUCUUCCUCAUAUUUGUAUGUUUUUUUUGCAGCUGUGUGUGAAUGUGGGGUUGUUAUAAAAGGGCAAAGAAAAAAAACAUUCCCUGAGGUUCCCAGGAAGGCUUUAUGGCUUUAAUGUUGUUGUCCAGCAGCUCCUUCUCCACGUGUUCCACUUUCCUCUAAAACCUUUUCUUCGAGCAGCCACGUUUUCUUUUCCCAAACAAUGUGAAAUUACCUGUGCGUGUGUGUGUUUGUGUGUGUGUGUGUGCGAGCAUGCUGAAUCAUUGAUGGUGUAGAUUAGAACGUCAGCACAAGAGAGAGGCGCCACUGUUCCCUUCUCUAACGCUGUUCAACUGACGUCCAUGACACAAGACCUCAAGACGUCCACACGAUUAUGCAACUAUUGGCAUCCUCUGCCACCCCCAACACACACACGCACACACACCUACACACAAGCAUGUUUGUUCUAUGCCUACAAACUCUGUUUUGGAAGUCAGUAAGACAAAAGGGCUUGACAACAGCUUGAGAACACAAAUGAAAAAUAUGGCACUUUGGUUGUUAGUUCACACGACAACAGCUUUUGGAGGCAAACCACACAAACAUUUGAAAAUAGGGUAAAAGGUCACGGUGGCCGACGGGCACAUGCGCAGCAACGUCCAAACACAGAAAUGAUCCAAAAACAAACAAAUGCCACAAGAAAAUGUGGCAAAUGAGAAAUUCUGCAAUCACAGACGCUGCUGGAUCAAAAAACAAAUGCAAAACAAAGUUUGCGGUAAUAUUUUACAGUGUUACAGAUUUUUGUGUUAAACAGUGACAUAAUGAAAGAUUUGCCUUUUCAUUUCGCCAACUUUCUUCUUGGCGUCCCGCUCAUGUCUACGAAGACGGAUACCCCUCAGGUCUGGCGCCCCUGGGAGCCUGGCUAACUUCUGUUUUGUUCCGUGAACUUGCAGCAUUUCUCGCAGUAGUUGUUUUUGGGGUUUGUCUGUGUUUUUGGCAUUUGCAGCAUUUCCUUUUUCAUUUGUUUUUUUUAUUUUACAGCAUUAUCGUGAUUGCAGCGCAUCCUCGUAUAAUUUGUUUGAUGGUCAUACCUGUCAACGCUUGCAUUUGAAAAUAAGGGACAUUUGCCAGAAAAAUGAGGUGUUCCACCAGAAAAAAAAAUAAAGACCCGACUGCCAACUGUGGUGCAAACGUAUUAUUUUACUGGCAUGCUUUUAUUUUAAAGGCCUGACUUUCCAUAAACUUAAAACGGGAGGGCAGGACAAAAUACGGCCAUUUCCUGGUGAAAACUUGAGGGUUUGCCAGGUAUGCUUAUCGUGUUUUGGAUCGUUUCUGUGUUUUGAUAUUGCUGCACGUCUGCCCCUGUCGGCCACCGUACAGGGUGACCAAGUGAAUCAUGUCGGGAAACAAAAUGACUAGGUGUGUAACGGUAGGCCAUAGUCACAGUUCAACACGUGAUUUUUACACAACAAUACUGUCAUUAACUUGGUAAUGUUUGAUUCACGUGGAGUCAUUUGGCCGCAUAAUAAUAGCUUGGCUUUCUUGCUUUGCUGCUGGUGUGUGUUAGAAAUAAAACAGAAGGCGUUCCAUUCCCACGCUAAUUAACGCGCACAAUGGCGGUAACGUUUGUUGAUGGAGUUCCAAAGUUCCUGUACUUCAUCAAUAUGAUCUGUGUAGCAGAAAUGGUGUGCGUAUUUUUCAAACAGCAGAUCAAUAAUGACUUCCCCUAGCAAAUCCUUUUAUAAGAUGCAAUUACAAUUAAUGUCAGAGCCACUCAAUAAAUCCAAUCAACAAAAAAACAAAAUGUAUCCAGGAUUCCUUUUAUCACUAUGCCUUAACAAUAACAAUUACAACCAUGGAAUUUCCAUUUUACCUGAUUGCAAAAUGUACAUAGAAUAGAUCCUUGCAAAGGUUUCUGCAGGCUCAGAGAACGUGUCUUGUGUUUAAAAUGUUGUACUCUUGUUCUACAUCAGGGGUCACCAACGUGGUGCCCGUGGGCACCCACGACCACAUGAGGUGCCCGCAAGCCUGCUUUUCAUUCAGGUUUUCAGUUAAUAAUGAAAGAACAGUAGAAAGAAAUGCAUUCUGAAAUACAAAAUGUGAGUUGUGGACACCAGCAUUUUGUUAAUGUUCUGGUAAAACAAGCAUAUUCGCUUUG